GUUCUAAACAACACUUUCUUCUUCUCAGCUUCUGGGUGUCCCUUCAGGUCUUCUUCUCUAAUCUGUGUGAAGGGAAGGGUGUGAAAGACCUCUGAUUAGACACUAUGGCCUAUGGAGGAGAGGAAAACUAUGAAGGUAUGAGCACUGACCGCCUUACACUGGAGUUCCUGGAAGAACGUCAUAUGAGAGACUUGGUAAAGAUUUCAAUAGUUGAACUAAAACAACAGAUAGAGGAACUGGAAGGCAAGUUCAAUGAUGACAAUGACAGUGGUGAAUGGAAACACCGUUAUGAGAAUCAACUCGAGAUAAAUAAACAACUGCAAGAGCAAAUUACUGCUCUCAGAGAGAAAAUGGAAAAAAUCCAAGUAAAUCCUUCGGAUAGACUAUCUUCUAUUCGUGUCUAUGAGCGAAUGUCAGUGGAGUCCUUGCAAACCUUACUUAAACAGCUAGACAAAGAAAAAAGGAGUCUUGAAUGUCAAGUGAAAGCCUGUGCACUUAAACUGGAAAAAGAAGCAAAGGCUUACAAGAAAAUAGAUGAUGAACGCCGUGUAUACCUACAUGAAUUAUACCGGCUCUCUAGCCCAUACGCCUCUCCUCCUAAGAGGCAGCAGAUGGAUCGAAUGCAAAGAAUGAAAGAUAAUGUGAUGAAAACAGGAAAAUACAAUCCACCUAAUCAAAAGAUCUUAAAUGGGAAGAAAGAACCAGCAAAAAAGGUUACAAAGGCAAACCAACUUCCUAAACUUCAGCCAUGAUUCCAGAAAUGGCGGGAUUUCUGUUUUUUCCCCUUUUGUCUGUAAUAUUCAACUUGUGAAGUUAAUGUGCAACACAUUUUUCAGGGAAUGAAAUAGAUCAGAGUUAUUAAAAUUCUUUUGCUCUU
Molecule: messenger RNA, 877 nt
Organism: Talpa occidentalis (Iberian mole)
Lineage: Eukaryota; Metazoa; Chordata; Mammalia; Eulipotyphla; Talpidae
Product: coiled-coil domain-containing protein 169-like
Exons: 1
Coding region: 105-752 (215 amino acids)
Source: RefSeq, a predicted model, not a curated record